Liolophura sinensis is the source of this 612-nucleotide messenger RNA. Its product is annotated as putative protein-lysine deacylase ABHD14B. The record is from RefSeq and is a predicted model, not a curated record. The transcript has 5 exons. Lineage: Eukaryota; Metazoa; Mollusca; Polyplacophora; Chitonida; Chitonidae. Gene Ontology annotation, cellular component: cytoplasm.
AUGUAUGUCAACAGUUUUAGGCAACACUGGGGCGUGAGGGAAACAGUGAGGGAAACAGUGCCGCUAGAGUAUGACAAUGAGACUGACAGCAAGCAGGACACCCUUCUCUUCCACGGGGCCAGCUUCAGUUCUAAGACUUGAGAAGAUCUGGGUACCAUGAACUUGUUAUCUGCCCUGGGGUACCGGGUGGUCGCCGUCGAUCUACCAGGUUUAGGGCGUCUCCUGCCUGCCCAGGUGACUGGCCGGGUGGAGUUUGUCCGCGACCUAAUCCCAGAGUUCGGUUUGAACUUGCCCGUUCUUGUGACACCAUCGAUGAGUGGAAGUUACGCCUUGUCCUUUGUGUUCCGCGCCUACAUUCAGCUCCCUGUAAAGGGACACGCAGAUUGUAAGAGAACACAAGUGGAUGAAGCAACCCCAACUACCCUCUCCCAGAAUCUGAACACUCCCCAACCACCCAGUGGCAUCCCCGAGUCCGGCCGUCCUGCCUCCAGGGCACCCACAGCUGGCGUAGACCCAGUGGCUAUCCAGUUUAUUACGUUUCUCAACCGCGAGGAUGUAAUAACUUCCGAGUCGUCAACAUUUCAAGGCACAGCUGGUAUGGGAAAUACCUGA